AUGGGAGGGCGCCUUGCCGAGCAGGUGGACGCUUGGCCACCGGCGCGCUCGCAGCAGGGCGCUGGGCCGGGGCGCCCCGCGGCAAAGGCGGCGGCGUUGGAGGCCCUCCGGUCCGAGAGCCUUCGUUGGGGCAAGCGGCGCCUCGCGGAGCCGCUGCUCUGCAGGAAGCGCGUGGGAGUACCCGAGUGGCUCACUGAACACAGCGCCCAGGGCCCCUCGCUGGCGCCUGCCGGAGCCGCCGCCGGCGUCGCGAGCAGCAGCAGCGACGCCUUUAACUCCAAGGACACCCCCCGGGCCUGGGCGGCGGAGUGGGACUCCAGCGAAACACAGCUGCAGGGCUUGUUCCCGCCUACCUCGCAGGUUUGGACUGACCUCCCCACGGCACGAGGGUGGAACAAGCUGGAGUGCAGACAGUGCGUGCAGAAGCGGGCACGGAGCACGCUGUGGAGUGGUCGCAAGUCCUGGCCAGCCCUUGGCCUCCCGCCAGUUGCACCAUUGGUGCCGCAGCUGCAGGCUGCUGGCGGGGCUGCUGACUCAGGGCCCGCUGCGAGGCGAGCGUUCGCGGGUAGCCCGACCCGCGAGGACAGCACCACUGGAGCCGUUUGCUUCAGGCCGCUGGAAGCAGGGCGUAUCGGCAUGCGCGGCAAGCGUGCCCUGAGGCGUGCUGUGCGGCUCGCGUUGGUGGUGGGCGCUGCAUGGUACCGAGCUCGGAACGACGUUACUUGCUUCAAAGAGAGGACGGUGCGGCUCUGGAGCUUCAAUGCUGAAUCACUCCGCCGCAUAGGUCGAUUGGAGGAGCUUCUCGAGCUGGCGAAGGCAGAGAACGUGGCCAUCUUUGCAAUGCAGGGCACCCAGAUGGACUUAGGCAUGUCUUGGCAGUCGUGCGGCUACAGUGUCCACUCUCACCCUCGUUCGGGAGUCGGCCACCGUGACGGCUGCCUCAUCGCCAUCAGCGCGCGUCACUUCAAGCCUGGCGAGAUAAGGUGCGAGCAUUCGUGGCUGCCUGGUAGGCUCCAAGGCAUUCGGAUUCGCAGCCUUGGCCACAGUCGCUAUGAGCGCGACCUCUACAUCCUGAACGGCUACGCGCCCACCAAUGACCCUGGACGGCCCCCGAACGGCGUGGACGCUGGCGCCUUCCGCGAAGCACAUUUUUCUCGGCAGGUCCAGGAGGGCAUCGAGGCGAUGAGCUUGCAGGAGUAUUGGAGUGACGUCUGCGGCAGUGGCAAACGCUUUGCCGACCCCUCCGAGUACUUCAACGCGAUGGAGGGCGUCAUCAUUGAGGCCGCCUCCCAGGACUACAUCGACUUGCCACAGCCGCGGGGUGCUUCUACGGGGCCAGUCUUCUCGGAGGCCACUAUGCGACUCAUCAAGAUAAAGCAUCAUUGGCAGUAUCAAUUGGCCGCUCUCUCUCCGGGCUCGAGAUGGCUGACCCUUUUCUUCCACCAGAAAUUCCUAGAGGCGUCCAAGAUCUGCACCAAGGCCAUCAGGAGUGAGAAGCGGCAGCGUAUGGCACAUCUUGCAGCAUUUGCCGAGCGCUCGGCUGGCGAGAAUAACCUACGGCGCCUGUUCUCCACCGUCCGCCGUCUCGCACCCAAGCCACCUGCACCCAUCAUGACCGUCAACGACCCGCAGACUGGCCUCCCAUGCUUCGACUCAGAACGUGAUAACCAAGUCCGAGUGGCGAGUAUCUGUUCGCUGUGCAAUGGCACGGCGAUGGCGCUCCAUGAACUACCAGUCCGUGCCCGUGACAUGGGCCGCGAUGAUGAUCGCAUUGGGCCGUAUGACUUGGCCGACAUCAAGCAGGGCAUUCGCAACCUUCCGAACUUCAAAGGCGAUGGGAAGUCUGCCAUGAACGACUACCGCACCAUCAGCCUCAUCAACCACAUAGGCAAGGUCUUCGCGCGGGUCACCGCCCUCGACGCCAUGCGCGAUAUCUCCCACAGGAUCUCCCCGACCCAGUUCGGCGCCAUGCCAGGCCGUGGCACUCGGGACGCAAUUUCGGUUGCGAUGGAGGUCAUCACCCGUCAUCAGCAUGCCCAUCGAGUACGAGUACGCGGACGAACCACGGACCCUCCUCCUAUGCUGCUGGUCAUCCUUACCGACUUGGAGAAGGCCUUCGACAUCAUCGCACGGCAGUCCAUCUGGGAUAGCCUGGAGUCCCUCCAGCUACGGCCUGAUGCACGUGAGACGCUAGAGGAGCUCCAUGACGGCAUGUGCUACCUCUAUCGUGACGUGCGCACCCGCCCACCUUGCUCUCGCAUUCAUGUCCAGCGCGGCGUCCGCCAGGGAGGAGUGGAAAGCCCUGGUCUCUUUGUUGCUGCUUAUGACAAGCUAGUUGCCGAGGUGGCAGAACGUCAGCGCGAGAAUGAGUUUCCUGGGAUCUUCGUUUAUUUUGACCCCAGCCUCAAGAAGAUCCGCACCUCGGAUCCGCUGCUGAAUGACUCCUGCGAGUGCCUGGACGUUACCCACCUCAAGUUCCUAGACGACCUACUGACGUUGGGAGAGGUAAACCACUUUGACGAGGCGCCCCAGCUGCUUGACUUAGUGAACGGCGAGAUUUCCUUCGGCGGCAUGAAGGUCAAUGCGAACAAGACCGAGCUACUCCUCAUCCCCAGCGGCACGGGAAGCAAGAGACGCCAGAAGUCCAUCAACUCACACUCCACGGGCAUCGUGACCUGGCAGGAUGACGAGGCCCUCGCCGUGCACCCGCAGCCGACGGUCAAGUACUUAGGCGUACGCAUGGCCGCAUCAGGCAGCUACCAGACGGAGAUUACCCACCGGCUCCAGAGCGCCAACCAAGCCCAUUCUCGACUCCUCCGACGUGCUUUCAAGGGGGGGUUCAGCCCGAAGAUGAAGAUACGCUUGUGGAAGGCGUUGGUUCGUUCAGUUGGCCUGUAUGCGUUGGAAGUUGCUGUGAUGUCCAAGCGCGAGCUCCUCCGUUUGGAGUCCUGGCAAGUUCGGAAGCUCAGAGGACUUCUACACUCCCCUGCCCACAUCAACAAGCUCACCAACCGCGAGAUCAGGAGGAAGGCCCGUGUCCCGACAGUGGAGAGCACACUUCAGCAUCGACGACUCAAAUGGUGGCGACGAGUCCUCUGGCCAGUCUUCCGUGGGCCCACACCUGACCUCUACGACGCCACGCUGGCGGUCCGCGCCGUCAUCUUCGGCCGCUUUUCUUUCGAGCCUCCUGGCCCGCGUGAGCCCCACGGCCUCCUUGCUGUGCUGAAGGGCGACUUGCGCCAGCUCUGGAACACUGUGGAGGCGCACGAGCAGCUGGAGGCCCGCCGCCUCUUCCUUCUUCACGGUGACCUACCUGACCUUGCUGAGCCGUGGCUCAAGCAGAUUCACAACCUGAGCUUGCAGCAUCUCCUCCUGUCCCUGCCAGUUAUGUUCCAGCCGAUCGCGGAGGUGCAGGUGGCAGCCAGCCAGAAGCGCGCGGCGGCUCCGAACCCAGAGGACAAGGGCGAGGGCAACGACAUCGUGGGCCCGCUGGCCAAGGCACUCGCCAGGCUCGCCCUCCAGCACGAGGCCAAGGAGAAGGCGAGCGAGCAGGGCAGCCAGUUCUUGGGCAACCCGCUGGGCAAGCGGCCCGACGCGCUGGCCCGCGCCGUGGUCUUUCGCAUCAUGGAGGCGGUGCUCCUCAAGAGGCAGCAGGUGACGGAGGCCGUGUCGCAGGGGGCCGAACCCGAGGCAGCGCAGGCAGCGCUGGAGGCGCUGCUGCAGAUGGGCAAGCUGGCACAGAACACCGAGGCGAAGUUCGUGGCCACUCGCUGCUUUCGGAUCCAGGUCAGCCGCAACGAGGGCGACAGCAACGAGGAGGGCGAAACCAGGUGGAUCUUCGCGGUGAACCACUACCCAGGGUUCAAGGCAGCGCUCAACACGCUGCGGACCAACGGAGCCUUGACCGCCGCGGGUAUCGUCCUCCAGUACGACAUCGCGACGAGGUCCAAGGCAGCCAAGCUGGUAGAGACCCUGGCGUUCCGCUCGGGCAGUGGCUCCGCCAGCGGCGGCAAGAAGAAGCAGAGCUGCAUGGCCCGAGUUGCCGCUGGCACACAUAAUCUACUGAAGGGCCUCCCGUGCACGCGAGCGAGAUCGCUCUUCGCCGUGGAGCGCAGCAGCGCAGAGACUGCAGGGCGCGCGGCCUGGAGCUUCAGCUCCAGGCGCGCGGCGGAGAAGGGAGACGCGCGCAAAGACAGCAAGAAGCUCUACACGAGGCACCGGGACUCCGAGUGCAGUCGCAUCUGGGUGCAGAGCUGUAGAGCCCGCGAGCCUGACGUCCCGCGCGCUGGCGAGCCGGAGGACUCCGUGCCCCGCGAAGGGGGUCAGAGCAGCGGCCCUGGCUUCGGGCCCAUCCAUUUCGACCCGGGCAGCGUCUUCUACAACACGCAGGCGGCGAGCUUGACGUUCUCGUGGCCCUCCCGGCACCAGACCCGGGACGACGUCCAGGGGGACGGAGACGCCGCUGGGCCCGACGGCAACCCGGGCUCGCAGCAGGCUGGCGAGGGCGAGAAGUCGUUUCUGUUCAACUCCAGGAGGAUGGCGCACCAGGACGUCGUCGUGGGAGCCACUGCCACAGAGCGGGCUGCGCGCCGCAGCGGAGAGGCGGGCGAGGCCCUCGUGCCCGCCAGAGCGGCGCAGCCCAGAGACCAGUUGGGACCGCGGCGCGCCCGCCAGCCGCCGGUCAGCAGCGUGCUGGCCAGCAGGGCGCGCGUCAGGGAGGGGGCCGGCGCCUCGGCGACGCGUCGAAGCGCGGUCGCGGCGGAGGCGGCAGACGACUCAAGCACGGCGCUUGACUUCGAGCAGUGGGGGCUCGACGACGACUACAUGGCUUCGCUCCUCACGGCGAUGGAGGAGCGGAGCCUGGCCCAGGUCGAGAGCAUCCGCCUGUCGGAGAACAGGCUGACCAGCGUGGGCGCCGAGAGGCUGCACGCGGUCUCUCCCGCGCUCGUGAGGCUGAAGUCCCUGGACCUGGCCCACAACCGGCUGGGCGAGGCUGGGGGCAUGACCAUCGCAAGGCUGGUGAGGAGCACACCGAAUAAGUCCUUGGCGGAGCUCGAGCUCGCCGGGAACGUGAUCGGCGACCGGGCAUGCGCGGAGCUCUGCGACGCGCUGGGCGUGCCCGCUCUGUCGGCCCGCGCUCACGCACCUGGGCCUCGCCGGCAACGGGCUGGGCGCGGUGGACGCCACCGGGGAGUCCUUGGGGCUGCUCGUGGGACGACAGCUGAAGCUGCUCCGGAGCCUGGACUUGCACUGGAACCGCCUGCGCAGCGCCGGAGCGACCGAGUGCUGGGCGUGUACGAGAACAACUGCACUGUGGGCGGCCAAUUGCUGCGCUUGGACCUCUCUUGGAACAUGCUAGGUGAAGACGCCAACGGCGCCGCGACCCGCACGGCCAAGGUGCUUUCCUCGCUGUUCGCAGAUGGCAAGGUGAUGUUCCAUCUCGACUUGUCUUACAAUUGUUUCGUUAGCAGUGAUUGCCUGAUCUUGGCGGAGGGCUUGAAGAACAAUCACACGCUCUUCGGGAUCCACAUGAGCGGCAACGAGGCGACCGUGGACGACCAGGGCUUCAUCGUGCCUCGUCCCGGCGCGCUCGCGCGGAGCUCGUCCGCGGCGGAGGGGAAGAUGGCACUGCCGAGGGGCGAUCUGGGCGGCCCGCUGCCGCGGCUCGCGGCACGCUGCGGGGACCACGGGGACACGCUUUUGCAGAACACCAUCAACGACCUCGUGCGCAGUGUGCCGCCAACGUUCGAGAUCUUGGCCAAGGUCAACUCGCCACAACGGCGCCGCCUCGGCCCGCGGGAGUGCACCUCGUGGGCGAGCGUGGAGCGGGACGUCGGCUGCUGCUGGCUGUGCCACAACUGGGUGGAGCAGGAGGUGUCUUACAUACCAGGCUGGUCGGGACCAGAGGGUACACCAGAUGAAGUGGUCUCUGUCUACGCUUUCUUCGGCAUCGACUCUUUCGCCACGCCGACGGCCCUAUCUGUCACGGAGGAGCCCUUCUCGAAGCGCUUGUUCGCCGACUGGGCGGACAGGAGCUCGACCAUGAAGCCGCAGACCUCUGUCAAGCGAACGGCCUCCGGCAGGGUGUGUCGCUGGGCCGCUAAGCGGAUGCUGCCGCCGACGGCCCACCAGCUCGAGGUCGUAUUCCAGGUGAACGGCAAAUUCGUCGUCGCCAACGACAUGCCCAAGCGGGACCUGGCCAACCCGAAGACCCUGACGCUCGCCCGGUCGCGCGUGCAGACCGAGGGCGAGCCCGCCGGUGCCGGCGCGCUGUCGGCGGGGCUGGCCUCCGAGGCGGCGGUGGCCGCGAUCAGGAGAGGAUCCAGAGUUCCGGAGACAGGCUUGGUGUGUGCCGUGAACCUCGUGACGCCGGCGUACGCAGCGUUGAAGAACUUCCAGUACGGCAUUGGCAACCUGAUGCUGUUUCUCGAUCCGAUCCUGACCCUGGAGCACUGA
Molecule: messenger RNA, 6456 nt
Organism: Prorocentrum cordatum
Lineage: Eukaryota; Dinophyceae; Prorocentrales; Prorocentraceae
Source: the annotation of a GenBank genome assembly